ACCAAGAUGGAUCUGCUUGUGUUUUUGCGGAAUGUAUUUCUUCUUUGUUGGUUUUUAAUACCAAUGGUGGGAAGUUUUUCAUUUUAUGGAAACGGCCAUUUUCACGACUACCAGAAUGUGCCAACAUCCUUUGACAGAGGAAAUGAUUGGCAGCAACAACCAUUUUCAGAGAGUUCGUCUCCAUUCUCAUCUGGUAACGUGUGGCAGGAUAAACCGUUCUUGGACCAGCCCCGGCCCUUUGUUUCAGAAAAUGAUUGGCAGCAGAAUCCAUCUUCAUUUGUUUCUUCCUCACACUUUUCAGGUAACAUGUGGCAGGAUCAACCGUCUCGGGACCCGUCCCCUUACUUCCAUACAGGAAAUGUGUGGCAGCAAGAAUCCUUUCAGAGUCCAUCUGUGAUAUCUAAUUCAGGAAGUAAGUGGCAUCGAUGGUCACCUGAUCUACCAGCCUCCACCAGACAGCCAGGUAGUUUCAGAUGUCGUUUUUCUCCAUCGAUGUACGAUUAUUAUUGUGACCUCUGUAGACAAAAGUACGGUUAUGAAGCAUGCACGAUGAUUUGUUCAUGUCCUUAG
Magallana angulata is the source of this 570-nucleotide messenger RNA. RefSeq lists its product as uncharacterized. The transcript has 9 exons. The record is from RefSeq and is a predicted model, not a curated record. The coding region runs from base 7 to 570 and encodes 187 amino acids. NCBI's taxonomy places the organism in Eukaryota, Metazoa, Mollusca, Bivalvia, Ostreida, Ostreidae.